This is a messenger RNA of Diuraphis noxia (Russian wheat aphid), 2902 nucleotides long. Its product is annotated as thyrotropin-releasing hormone-degrading ectoenzyme-like. Gene Ontology annotation, cellular component: cytoplasm; membrane. Gene Ontology annotation, biological process: proteolysis; peptide catabolic process. NCBI's taxonomy places the organism in Eukaryota, Metazoa, Arthropoda, Insecta, Hemiptera, Aphididae. Gene Ontology annotation, molecular function: zinc ion binding; peptide binding; metalloaminopeptidase activity. The record is from RefSeq and is a predicted model, not a curated record.
CUCACUGGUUAGUCGUGUAUCGUUUUGACGACGGUCGUAAUAGUAUAAUACAGUAUAAAUACGAUUAUGUCAAAAGUCUUUUUAUUGACUUUCGCCGCAUACUUUCUGACGGCCUUGCACAAUGGCGGCAUAGGUUUGGCGACGCUUACCGGAGAAACAAAUCACGCCAAUACCAAUGGCGACGCUUACCGUUUACCGGACACCACWGAACCGGUAUCCUACGAACUGCGGAUAAAGCCCGACAUACAAAAUAACUYGUUUAGCGGUCAAGUCGACAUCGUUGUGAGGGCGAAACAAUACACGUCCGAGGUGAUCUUAAACUCAAAGGAUUUGAUCGUGUCGUCCGUGUCCUGGUUCCGGGACUUGAAGACAAACCGGAGCACGGCGAUAAAGGAUUACGUGUACGAACAGCCCAACGAACGGUUGGUCAUCAAACUAGAAAAAUUGAUUUUGCCACCGCGGCUCUAUAGGUUCACUGUCGUGUUCAGCGGUAUCGUUAGAGACGACUUCACUGGACUUCAUAAAUAUWACUACGACUCUGGCAAUAGCUCGAGGUGGAUAGCUCUGACUCAGUUCAAACCAAUAUACGCUAGACGAGCAUUUCCAUGUUAUGAUGAACCGAAGUUCAAAACUCCGUAUACGAUAUCGAUCUCCAGGCAAAACCAUCAUUCUACGUUGUCUAAUAUGCCACUUAAAUGCAGCGAAUUCAAUAGUAAAAAUGAUUGGGUUUGGGAUCACUUUGAAACUACAAAGCCAAUACCCACGUAUUUAGUAGCUUUUAUGGUGUCAGAUUUCGACAAAAACUCUAUAAACGGUGAUAAUAUCGCUAUGCAUACGCGCAAAGAGUACAUUGAAUACACCAAAUAUAUGAUGGGGAAAGCACCAAAAUUACUCAAAGGCGUGGAAAAGUUUACUCAAAUAUCGUACAUGUUACCAAAGUUGGAUUUAGUCGGCGUUCCUUUACUGAACGCCUACAGUAUGGAGAAUUGGGGACUAAAUUCUUACGAGGAAUUUUACGUGACUUUGUCGGACGAKUCACAAACAGAAGACAAAAUAGAGGGAUCCAUGGYCAUAUUGCAUGAGAUCCUACACCAGUGGUUCGGCAACAUGGUGACCACUUCUUGGUGGGACAACGAGUGGUUGAACUAUGGAAUUUGUAAUUACUUGAACUAUUACCUAACGAGUAUGAUCGAACCUGAAUGGGAUAUGGAGGAAUCAUUCGUAGAGAACGUUCACCAGUACGCGCUGUCCUGGGACGAGUAUAACGAUACGCACCCUUUGACGUUCGCAGURUCCACUCCCGAAGAAAUCGUAAAUGCUUUUGAUACCAUUGCAUCCGACAAGAGCGCGGCGCUUCUCAGGAUGUUGGAAUGUGUGGUGGGCGAGUAUUACUUCAGGAUUUCGGUCGACAAAUAUCUCAAUGAUUAUGCAUACACGGUAGCGGGACCGACAGACUUGUGGGAGACAUUCGAUUACGUGCUAUACGACGCCGACUACAAUAUCGACGAUGACGUCACGAUCUAUAAAUAUAUGGAUUUGUGGACGAACCAACCCGGGUACCCACUGAUAACAGUGACUUACGCGAGUGAUGGAUUUUUCAAAGCAUCGCAGAAACGUUUUUCUCUAUCGUAUCCGCCUCAAACGACCGACGACAUUAAAUGGUUUGUAGGCUUAACGUACACCACUGAGGCCGAAAUAGAUUUCGAAGAGGUCACGCCAAGCGUUUGGCUGAAACCGACCGACGAGCAAGCAAUAAUGCCAGUGCCCGAAGAUUCGGGAUGGAUAAUUGUCAACAUACAAUCGUCCGGGUUCUACAGGGUGAAUUACGACGAAAAAAAUUGGAAACUUCUUUUGAUCCAGUUGGUAACUAAUCCCGACCGGAUACACGUGCUCAACAGAGCUCAGAUCAUAGACGACGUGUUCCACCUGUGUCGAGCAGAGCUGGUGCCGUACAAUUAUUACACUUCGCUGCUCGAAUACCUGUUGAUGGAGGACCACGUGACACCUUGGAACACGGCGGUGACCGGAUUGUCGUCGAUCAUGGACGCCAUCCGUCGAUAUCCCACAGAAUAUACAAUGUUCCAAGAAUACACGAAAGGCUUGGCGGAUAUAUUGUACGAUAAAUUAUCAAAAAAUCAGAUCCAUAACAAUUCGACGAAAAUCGGUUGGAGCAAACUAUUGACGUGGACGUGUAACAUGGGUAACUCGCGUUGCACAAAAUCUGCAUUAACGCAUUUUAACGAAUGGAUGAACGGACACGAAAUACCGGUGGAAAUGGAAGAAGCUGCAUUGUGCAUGGGCAUGAAAAAAGACGAUCUCUUAACCAUGUCGAAAAUUCACAAACUCUACAAGACCACGAGAUCACCGUCACAAAAAAAAAUAAUUUUGAGAGCUUUGGCCUGCUCCAAAAAUGUCCGAACGUUGUUGAGUCACCUGGAUAUUAUGCAAUUAGACGUCGUGAAUCGCGGAAGCUUACAGAACUUCAAAACAAUUUGCGAGAACGUCGUAACCACACCGGAAGGUGUUACAGCGCUUAUYGGUUUCCUAUCAAGCAAACUGGACACUAUUCGAUGGACACCRAUAGGCGAUGACCUGAACAAGUACAUCGCCGUCAUGUACUCCACGUUAGCAACCAAAGUGGCGACGGACAACGAGAUCACUGUUAUGGACAAUAUAAGACGAUCUGUCAAAUCAGCCGACCUGAAAGCUGUGCUGGACAAAAUUUACCAGAAAAUCGAAUCGAAUUCGUUGUGGAUGGAACGAGAUCAUAAAAAAAUCAUGAAGGCAGUAAUUAAAAUGUGAAGAAAACACUGAAUUUUGGUUACAUUUACGUAUUAUAUUAUAAUCGUGUAUAAGUAUACCAUAUAUAUUUAUAUUAUUAAAAUACUUUUAUACAAAACUA